AAUGAAAAUAACAGUGUAACUGACUUCAUACUGUUAGGAUUGACACAAGAUCCUGUGAGGCAGAAAAUGGUGUUUGUAAUCUUCUUCAUUUUCUAUGUGGGAACUGUGGUGGGGAAUUUGCUUAUUAUUGUGACCAUCAAGUCCAACCAGACGCUUGAGACCCCCAUGUACUUCUUCCUAUUUUACUUGUCCCUUGCUGAUUCGUGCUUUUCAACUUCCACGGCUCCAAGACUAAUUGUGAAUGCUCUCUCUGCCACAACAAUCAUAUCUUACAAUGAGUGCAUGACCCAAGUCUUUGCACUACAUUUAUUUGGCUGCAUGGAAAUCUUUGUCCUCAUACGCAUGGCCAUGGAUCGCUAUGUAGCCAUCUGUAAGCCCUUACAUUACCCAACUAUUAUGAGCGCGCAGGUCUGCAUCACCCUGAUUGUUCUUGCAUGGAUAGGGUCUUUUAUACAUUCUAUAGCUCAGAUUAUCCUGGCCUUGAGAUUGCCUUUCUGUGGACCCAAUUUGAUUGAUCAUUAUUGCUGUGAUUUGCAGCCCUUGCUGAAACUCGCAUGCAUGGACACUUAUUUAAUCAACCUGUUGUUGGUGUCUAACAGUGGGGCUAUUUGCUCAAGUAGUUUUGUGAUUCUGAUGACCUCAUACAUUGUUAUUUUGCAUUCACUGAGAAAUCACAGUGCAGAAGGGAGGAACAAAGCUCUCUCCACUUGCACUUCCCACAUCAUUGUAGUUAUCUUAUUUUUUGGUCCAUGUAUAUUCAUAUAUACACGCCCCCCAACCACUCUCCCCAUGGACAAGAUGGUAGCAGUAUUUUAUACUAUUGGCACACCCUUUCUCAACCCACUCAUCUACACACUGAGGAAUUCACAAGUGAAAAAUGCAAUGAGAAAAUUAUGGCAUAUCAAAAUUACCUCCGGAACCAAAAAAUGA
Messenger RNA from Equus caballus (horse), 930 nucleotides. NCBI's taxonomy places the organism in Eukaryota, Metazoa, Chordata, Mammalia, Perissodactyla, Equidae. The record is from RefSeq and is a predicted model, not a curated record.